AUGUUUCUAGUGAUGAUGAACAGCCUCAAAAUGAUGAAUGGAUAUGAAGCUAAGAGGCGGGUUGUCAACGUGCAGGGUCGACCGCUGAGCGAUGGCCCAUGGCGCUCAUCAGUUUUUCCCAGGCCGGUCCUAACUCUCCCCAACCUCGCUCCGGCCAUUAUCUACGAGGGCCAGGACAAGAAUCCUGAAAUGUGUAGGGUUCUCCUCACCCACGAAGUAAUGUGCAGGUUGCAGAUCAUAGACAUAUCUGACGGCUCGAUGCUGGGGACAUGGUUCGUUUUCCAUCGACAAUACAUCAACCUCUUUGGACUAGGCGCCGUACUAUACGAGAUAUCCUGGUAUAACAGCUUUCGGUGUUUGCAGAGCCAUAGGCGAGUCAUAAAUAGCGAUUAA
Nezara viridula (southern green stink bug) is the source of this 393-nucleotide messenger RNA. The record is from the annotation of a GenBank genome assembly. Lineage: Eukaryota; Metazoa; Arthropoda; Insecta; Hemiptera; Pentatomidae.